UCCUGGCAUCCUGCACCCCUCCACUCUUUCUUUCUUUCUUUCUCCUCCUUCCACUCACACUCCCUCCACAGUGGGACUCUUCCUCGGCCGACCCCUGUCAGGUCUGCGGCAUCAGUCUUUUGGGAGCUCCGUAGAAGCCAGAAACCAUGCUGACGUUUUUGGCGCUGGCGUCGGUUGUCCUCCUGGGAAUAGUGCCUGAGCAGUCUCAGGCCAUAGUGAUUUACACCGGCUGGGAGCGCCACGCCCUGGUUGGCUCCGACAUCCGGCUGUCCUGUUCUUUCUUCUCCUGGCGCUGGACCUCAGAGGACGUCACCUUCUCCUGGACGUACAGGCCUGAUGGCUCCCGGGACAGCAUCUCUAUUUUCCACUACACUGGUGGCGCCGCCUACGUUGACAACAAGGGCCCAUUCAGGGACCGGCUGGAGUUCGUGGGGAACCCGGGCCGCCGCGACGGCUCCAUCCUGCUCAAAAACCUGGAGUUCAGCGACAACGGCACCUUCACCUGCGACGCCAAGAACCCCCCUGACAUCGUGGGCCGGCCCUCCAGCGUCCGCCUGCUGGUCUUUGAGAAGGUGCCCAUCCAGGCUGGUGUGAUCACCGGAGCCAUCAUCGGGGUGGUGCUGGGCCUGCUGGUGCUCAUUGUGGUCAUCUACUACCUGAUGAGGUUCCUGGUGGCGCGCCGCGUCUUCAGCCUCAGCGUCAGCAAACAUGGCAAGAAAAAGAAAGAGGGAUCACAGCAGAGACAGCUCUGGACACCACCCCCCCUCACUUGCUACCCCCUCCCCUAAAAGGACUGCCUCUCUACCUCCUCACUCUUAUCUGUCUCUCUGUACGUCUGACUCUCACCUCCUCCUCCUCCUCCUCCUCCUCCUAAAUGUUUUCUUCUCUCCUCUUCACACAGCUCCACCCGUCCUGCUUAACCCCAUCUCUCAUCCUCUCAUCUCUAACGCACCCAUCUCACCCCUCCCUCCUCGCCCCAUCUCUCUCACUGUCUCUCUCUCUCCCUCACGCUCCUUUCCUCCUGAAGUGACUCUCCUCCCCUGUUCUC
Chelmon rostratus (copperband butterflyfish) is the source of this 1048-nucleotide messenger RNA. RefSeq names its product myelin protein zero (gene mpz). The record is from RefSeq and is a predicted model, not a curated record. The coding region runs from base 147 to 788 and encodes 213 amino acids. The transcript has 6 exons. Gene Ontology annotation, cellular component: membrane. Lineage: Eukaryota; Metazoa; Chordata; Actinopteri; Chaetodontiformes; Chaetodontidae. Gene Ontology annotation, biological process: myelination.